Molecule: messenger RNA, 810 nt
Organism: Mollisia scopiformis
Lineage: Eukaryota; Fungi; Ascomycota; Leotiomycetes; Helotiales; Mollisiaceae
Exons: 2
Coding region: 1-810 (269 amino acids)
Source: RefSeq, a predicted model, not a curated record
AUGGCCUCCACAAACAAACCAUCAUUCUCCAAAACCAAACCCCGCUUCGCACAAUACCAGCUCCGCGAAACCAUAAAAGCAAUCCGCCCGGUCGAGAUGCGGACCGCUAUAACAAAACUCUGCAUGCAAAUGCCAGAAGCUGCCAAACUCCUCUCCUCAUUGCUUUUUCUGCCCCCUCCUAUCGUUAGCUCGCCUACUUUUAAGAUCCGCCACUUCACCUCUGUGCCUUCGUCGAGGAGGAAGACCGUAGCGGCGAAAGCUGUACGGAACUAUGGCACGGUGCUCCAAGGGUCGAGGCCUGCUGAAAUGGAUUUGAUGGAGUCAGUGGAGGUCUGUGAGGAAGUGUUGGAGAUAAAAACUCCUAGACUAGCAUCACCAUCGAAAUAUCAGCCCCGUCCUAUCCCACGUUCAGUAUCAUCUAUCUCAGAAACACAAGUCUUCUCUACAGCGACGUCGAGGCCAAGUUCUCAGAAAGUCACAUCACAGGAGUCAGCGAAAGUUCACCACCUAUCCUUGAAUUAUCGAACGCCCCCGUCCUUAUCAGCCUCCCUAUCAUCAGCAACUGGUAUCGAUACAUCGUCCAAACGAUCAAAACCGAGUCCUCGAAAAGUAAUGGCGAGGAUUGCGGCGAAGGAAGGAGUUCGGUACCCGACUGUAUCUGAGCUUGAGGAGAGCUUGAAGAGGAAGUGGUCUCCGGCUCCGCAUUGUGACAGGGCGGAUUCAGAUGAAUCUGAUUGUUGGAGUAAGGAGAAGAGGAUGGAGAGAGCGAGGAAAUUUAAUGCUGGGAGUGAAUUUGGAUUGAAAAAUUAG